CUCAGCUCAGCGCAAUAUUGACUGAACUCAUGUUGCACGCCGCUUUAGGGUUUGCUUGCAGUAGCGUUAACACAAAAGCAUUCGAUCAUUCCUUCUCCAAACGCUGCGUUUUGGUCGAUCUCUGAUUUCAAGGACCAUGGCUUCUUUUAUGGAGAAAAUGUUAAUUUGUGCUGUAGUAGAGUUUGAUUUCAACUGGAAAUUAAUAACUUCAGGAGCUACUUGCUUUACUAUUAACUGAUGGACACUCACUGGAGAAUGCCUUUUAGAUGUGAAUUGCACAAAAGUGAUUAUUUUUAUCAUUAUUUUGCUCAGAAGUUGUCUUGUAAAGUUAAAAAUGGGCAGCAAGACGGUUAUCAAAUGGUCAAAGCAAAUCAGAUCAGCCCAAGUUGCGCAAUUGAUAAAAGCAGAAAGGGAUAUACAGAAAGCUAUUGUCAUAUUUGAUUCUGCAACAGCAGAGUAUACUAAUGGGUUCCGGCAUAGUCACCAAACAUUCAGUCUUAUGAUCUCUAGAUUAGUGUCUGCAAAUCAUUUCAGAUUAGCUGAGGAACUUCUUUGUAGAAUGAAGGAAGAAAAAUGCAAUAUUACAGAGGACAUAUUCCUUUCCAUUUGCAGAGCCUAUGGUCGGGUUCAUAAGCCACUGGAUGCUGUCCGGGUUUUUCGCAAAAUGAAGGAGUAUGAGUGUGAGCCCAGCCAAAAAUCAUAUAUUACAGUCUUUGCUAUUCUUGUUGGUGAAAACCAGUUAAAACUGGCUUUGAGAUUUUACAGAUAUAUGAGAGAAAUGGGUAUUCCACCUAGUGUUGCUUCCCUAAAUGUUUUGAUCAAAGCCCUCUGCAAAAAUAGUGGAACAAUGGAUGCUGCUCUUCGGAUAUUUAGGGAGAUGCCCAAUCGAGGAUGUCCUCCAGAUUCAUAUACGUACGGUACUUUAAUUAAUGGGUUGUGUAGAUUGGGAAAGAUUGGUGAAGCAAAGGAGUUGUUUAAAGAGAUGGAGACAAAAGCUUGUUCACCGACUGUUGUUACCUAUACUUCUCUCAUACAUGGUUUAUGCCAGUCUAAAGAUUUGGAUUCAGCUAUUAGGUUGCUUGAAGAGAUGUCAAGCAGGGGCAUUAAACCCAACGUUUUUACUUACAGUUCUUUAAUGGAUGGUCAUUGCAAGAGUGGGUGUUCAUCACGAGCUCUGGAGUUAUUGGAUAUGAUGGUUAGCAGACGCCAUUUGCCCAACAUGAUUACAUACAGUACUUUAGUCCAUGGACUUUGUAAAGAAGGAAAGCUUCAAGAAGCUGUGGAGAUUCUUGACAGGAUGAAGCUCCAAGGCUUGAGACCGGAUGCAGGAUUGUAUGGGAAGAUCAUAAGUGGCUUCUGUGAUAUUUGCAAAUUCCAUGAGGCUGCAAACUUCCUUGAUGAAAUGGUCCUUGGGGGGAUCUCCCCAAACCGACUAACUUGGAGCCUUCAUGUUAGAAUUCAUAAUAUAGUGGUCCAAGGGCUUUGUACUGAGCAUCCAAAUCGAGCUUUUCAGUUAUAUCUAAGCAUGCGGACAAGGGGCAUUUCAAUUGAUGCCAAAACUUUUGAUUCUCUUGUGAAUUAUUUCUGUAACAAAGGUGAUCUGCACAAAGCUGCUCACCUUGUUGAUGAGAUGGUGCUUGACGGGUGCAUUCCUGAUGAGGUAACAUGGAAUGCUGUGGUAUGUGCAUUUUGGGAUCGAAGGAAGGUGCGGGAAGCUGCUGAACUUGUACAGGUUGAGCUGAUGGUAGAGCAUCGGAAGAUGGGACCAGAUAAUACAAAUGAUCUAAUCUGGAAAGUGCAAGAAACAGAUUCAAGCCUGUGCUUCCCUCCCAGAGUGGGCACUUAAGAUUCAGUAAUUCAUGCGCAUUCAUCUUGGUCAAGUUCUUUGCAUCUUUCUUAUGUGACAAAUUUCAUUGAGGGCUGGUUAAGAGCAGCAGAGCUAUAUUUAGAAAAUGCUGCAAACUCCUGAAAUUCCACAGCUUUAGAGCACAAUGGUCUAGAAUCCUCUGGACCAAUUUGUCCACUGUACUUGGAUCAAGAAAGUAUUCUGUCGGAUAAUAAGAUACUCUGCAUUUUUGGGUAUGUUUUAAACUGUAAAGCUAUCAGUCGAUAGUUGGCCAUCUUAUUGAACAUAUGUAAACUGAUUGAACCUUACAUAAUCAAAUAAUUUGUGAAUAAAGUCAUUAAUUUUAUGAUUGAUUUAAUUUUUUUCUAGGAUUUUGAAAUUAUGCUUAAUAUUUCAACAUAUGCUCCUGUCUGUUGCUUGACCCUUGCUCAAAAUUUAUCCCUUUUUUCCCCUAAUAUAUUGCCGAAAUUCAAGCCAACUUGUUUAACACCACAUUUCCUUGUGUGUGUGUGUGUCUAUUUCUUCCAAUUCCAGACCAGUUCCUUGUAGUUAUUUCUUACACUGAAUUGUCUCUGAAACCUAUCAUAUAAGUUUGAAUUUUCACAGGGAGGGCCUUGGACUACAUGCAUGAUAUUUCUGAAUGCGAAGUCCUUCAUACGAGCCGCUCCAAUU
Messenger RNA from Vitis riparia (riverbank grape), 2518 nucleotides. RefSeq names its product pentatricopeptide repeat-containing protein At5g46100-like. The record is from RefSeq and is a predicted model, not a curated record. The transcript has 3 exons. Lineage: Eukaryota; Viridiplantae; Streptophyta; Magnoliopsida; Vitales; Vitaceae. The coding region runs from base 335 to 1846 and encodes 503 amino acids. Gene Ontology annotation, molecular function: protein binding.